GCAGCUGCACUGCAGGCUGCAGCARCUGCUGYCUUUCGCAGUUUCGCUGGACUGCARCUGGAACGUUGUAUCACAGAAUAAUAUAUGAAAUAUUCUGUGGUUGUAUGCUUGUAUCGUUGUUGUCGUCAUCCCCUUUGCGGCUGAUAACGGUUAUCUUAGUCCGCGGUAUUAUCACAUGAAACCUAGACCCAUUAAUCUCGUUGAUGGGCCGAUCGCCGAUAGUGAAAUGGUCUAACAACGAAUUCUAUUCGCCAGUGGCCAGUUGCUUUUUAAUUUUUUACGAGUCGCACUCAGUUGCAGUGUCUGAUACUCUGAUAUAGUGAUAUUGCACAGCUUUUGUAACUUCAUCUUCAUCGAUAUUUGAAUUGAGUUUGAGGAUUGUGUUUUGUGACUUGUGUAGCCACUAGCUUGUAACUAACUUGAUCUCAUAAUAAUAUAGAACCCUCUUCGACAGUAUCCAAUCGCUAUGCAAAAUUGGUUGGAAUUCCAAGCGGUCGUCAUGGCUGCCGGCAAAGGAUCCCGAAUACCCGAGAUGACGGCCACAAAACCAAAGUGUCUGUUGCCAGUCGGCAAUAAACCAAUGAUAUACUAUCCGCUUAAGCUGCUUGAGAAUGCUGGAUUCAGAGAUACAAAAAUAAUAGUAGCAGAUAACUAUGCUAGUGAUAUACAAGAAGAAGUAGAUAAUCUUGGUUUCGAAAUGAAUUUGAGUUUUGUUCCAAUUCCAUCUGAUGAAGAUUGGGGUACAGCUGAUUCUCUUCGACAUAUCUCUGAUUAUAUCUUAACUGAUGUCAUCAUUCUUAGUUGUGAUUUAAUAACUGAUGUUGAUUUACACAAAGUUUUAGAUAUCUACAGAAAUAAUAAUGCAUCUUUAGUAUCUUUGUAUUUUUCACCAUCACAGGAUGAAAAAUGUAUUUUUACUGUACCUGGACUUAAAUCAAAGAAUAAGUUUGAAAAAGAUAUUAUUGGAUAUGAUUCAAAAACAUCUAGACUAUUGUUAAUGGCUUCAGCAUCAGAUUUUGAAGAAACUAUGCCAAUCAGUAGUUCAUUACUAAAUAAAUGUUCAAAUCUAACUCUUUGCUCAAAAUUAUUAGAUUCUCAUAUGUACAUUAUGAAACGUUGGCUGGUUAAUUAUCUUUUAAAAGAUGUUAAUAUUUCAACUCUUAAAGGAGAACUACUUCCGUUUGUAGUGAAAAAACAACUAUCGAAACAUUGUAAAAAUAUUGAACCGAAUGAAAAGAGUAUUGAAGAUGAAGAAAAUGAAAAACCUGAUAUAUUUAACAUAUCAAAAGAAUCUGAUAUUGAAGCUAAUAUUCGUUCCAUGUCCAGUUUUGGUAAUUUAUCAAACUUUGAAGAAAUUAUUAAAUGUUAUGCUUGUGUGAUUGAUUCACAUAUUGGAGUACGUGCAAACACAUUGUAUGACUAUUGCAGAAUCAAUAAAACUAUUCACAAGUUAAACAUAAAUUUAGGAGAUGAAAAAGAUAAAAUUUCACCAGAAGCUGAAAUCUUAUCAAAUCAGUUUGAUAAGGAUACUUGUUUUGUUGGGCCUAAUACUAAAAUAAUGGAGAAAACGUCCAUUAAAAGUAGCACUAUCGGUUCUAGAUGUACAAUUAAUCCAAAAACUAGAAUAACUGAUUGUAUUUUAAUGAAUGGUGUUACCAUUGAAGAGAGAUGUGUACUUCAAAAUUGUAUUGUAUGUCACGAUGCUGUAAUCAGUGCUGGCUGUGAACUUAAAGACUGUUUGAUAAGCGGUAAUUUUAAGGUCCCAUCUGGAGGAAAACAUUAUAAUGAAGUACUCACUGCUAUGGACAGGCUGAUGGAAAUUUGAAAAUACAUGGAGUAAUCAAUAAUUUGAAAGAAGUUAAAAUUUAAAGCUGGUUUUCCUGUAUACAUUUGCUGAGUUAUAUCUUUGUUAGACAAAGUCUGAAACAUUAUAGAUAUUUAUGAGUUUGACAUACUCUUAAUCUCUAUUUUAUGAUAUUAUAAAUGUUUCUUUG
Messenger RNA from Diuraphis noxia (Russian wheat aphid), 1994 nucleotides. RefSeq names its product eukaryotic translation initiation factor 2B subunit gamma (gene eIF2Bgamma). The record is from RefSeq and is a predicted model, not a curated record. Gene Ontology annotation, biological process: cytoplasmic translational initiation; biosynthetic process. Gene Ontology annotation, molecular function: translation initiation factor activity; guanyl-nucleotide exchange factor activity. Gene Ontology annotation, cellular component: eukaryotic translation initiation factor 2B complex; guanyl-nucleotide exchange factor complex. Lineage: Eukaryota; Metazoa; Arthropoda; Insecta; Hemiptera; Aphididae.